Oryzias melastigma (Indian medaka) is the source of this 1868-nucleotide messenger RNA. RefSeq names its product tRNA methyltransferase 61B (gene trmt61b). Gene Ontology annotation, cellular component: tRNA (m1A) methyltransferase complex. The record is from RefSeq and is a predicted model, not a curated record. Gene Ontology annotation, biological process: tRNA methylation. The transcript has 5 exons. The coding region runs from base 35 to 1186 and encodes 383 amino acids. NCBI's taxonomy places the organism in Eukaryota, Metazoa, Chordata, Actinopteri, Beloniformes, Adrianichthyidae.
GUGGACCGUUUUUUAAAAUAAACUUUAUUUAAAAAUGUUUCUCAGAUUCCCUUGUGUGCACAGACUGGUGUCAGAUUGCAUGUUGACUCCAGCUCACAAUAAACGCAGAGUUUUGCUAGUAAAGCUAAGUAAAAGCUGCACAGUGAGGUGCAACUCCGACGAGGGGCAGACGAACCCCCCACACCCGGGUUCCGAGCAGGCAUCCAGGCAGUCUCUGCUGUCCAGGAGGAGGCGACACCUGUCCCCACUGGAGAGGAUCAGCAGCCUCCUGCCCCAGGAGGUCCUGAGUCCAGAGGUGGAGCAGCUGAGAGAGCAGACUCGGCAAGAACAGGAUGGAGACGCGAGGAGAGACUUCACACAAGAGAAAAGUGAAGCUGGGACAGUCUCUAAGCUGGAGGAUUUAGAAACCCAUGUGGCCUCUGAUGCAGCAGAGGUACCAAACACUCAUGAGGAAGACAUUCUUCCAGGGGAGUCCUUCCUCAAUUUUGGGGAACUUGUCAUAGCGGAGUAUCGAAAGAAAAUUCGGGUGGAGUUCAGAAAGAUGUUCCAGCUGGAGGCGGGUUCUCGGCUGCAGAGCAGCUGGGGGAUCAUUCUGCAUGACGACAUUGCUGGACAGCCUGCAGGCUGCUUCCUGAAAACAAGCAGAGGGGUUUCUAUCUCCAUACGGCGGGCCAGUCUGGAGGACUAUGUGCUCUACAUGAAGAGGGGGCCAGCGAUCGCUUACCCUAAGGAUGCUGCAAACAUGCUGAUGAUGAUGGACGUCGCAGAGGGAGACUGCGUGUUGGAGUCGGGCUCCGGGUCGGGAGCCAUGUCUCUGUUCCUGUCCAGAGCAGUGGGCUCAAAGGGUAGCGUUCUGAGUUUGGAGGUCAGGAAGGAUCACCACAGGCGAGCCAUAUUGAACUACGAGCGCUGGAGGAAGUCGUGGAGUCUUCAUCGAGGGCAGCAGUGGCCGGACAACGUGGAGUUUCACAACGCCGACCUCUGCACAGCCUCGCCACUGCUUAGCGGGCGCGCCUUUAAUGCGAUAGCUCUGGACAUGAUCCGUCCUCAUCUGGCGUUACCCACCGUGCUCCCGCAUCUCUACCCCGGAGCUGUGUGUGCCGUCUAUCUCGCUAAUUUAAAGUGCAGCUGUUCUAUUCCACCUAUGACACAAAAGGAAGCAGCCUUUGGUUUACAGAGGACCUGAAAUAGAAAAAAGGACUGUUCCUUUGUCAUUAUCACAGCAGCUGCACCCAAACACAUCCGUCUUUUAACAAGCAGUGGGCUACUGAGUUAGAAAAAUAUUUUUGCACAAUAAUUCUAUAUAAAAAUUAGAAUAAAUUAAAAAUAAAAACUUGAAAGUUCUACUCCAAUCAUUUAAACCAGUGGUCCCCAACCUCUUUGUGGCUGCGAGAUCAACCCAUGAGGAUUUUACCAGACUUUUUUUUUUUUUUUUUUUUUUUAUGAAAGUACAUGCAUGAGUCAUGUUCACAACUUCUGAAAUGAGCACCAUGCUUGUUUGAGCAUUUCAGUGACCGUUCAGAAGAUUAGAUUCAUUCGCGAAAGUCACAUCUCUAUGCAAACAGGUGCGGUGUGUGGGAAUCAUCUGUUCUUCUGCUCCUCAUUUAUCCCUUCCAUUUGCAGAGAAAGGUUCCUCAGGUAACUUUUCUCGUGUCACACGCCGCUGGACUGCUUUUAGCACUCAAGCUAAUCGAGAGAAUUCGGUCCAUUUUCAAAACUAAAAGUUUUCUGAAAAAGAUCGAUUAUACAGUCAUUUUGCUCCACUGGUCAAACGUUAAAGAUUUUGUGUUCAAGCGUCACCAGCGACGCCUCAGGUGCUAAAGGGUUAAAGCGUUACAAAGAAACAUACAGGUUUCUGUCCCUUAAUA